Messenger RNA from Silurus meridionalis, 1781 nucleotides. It is a transcript of the gene arl4ab, whose product is annotated as ADP-ribosylation factor-like 4ab. Gene Ontology annotation, cellular component: cytoplasm. The record is from RefSeq and is a predicted model, not a curated record. Gene Ontology annotation, molecular function: GTPase activity; GTP binding. NCBI's taxonomy places the organism in Eukaryota, Metazoa, Chordata, Actinopteri, Siluriformes, Siluridae. Gene Ontology annotation, biological process: vesicle-mediated transport; intracellular protein transport.
CGCCGCAGCAGUGCUGGAAUAAACUGGCAGGCGGGUUGCGGUAUCAGUCCGGGAGUCAGUGAGCCGCGGCACUGUGUGGAAACGGACACGGUGUUGCAGUUUGCUCAUCUCGAAUAGGAAACACAUCGGUGGGGAAACAGGCGAAGUUAUCCUUCCCAAACCGCAGAUUAAGCCAUUAAGGUUCUUGCAGUCUCCAGGGGGUGAAAGAAGCUUUGGUAAAGCAAUAGUGACUUCUGGUUUUCUCGAUCUUCCUCUCCACGAUUGUCAAGAUGGGGAACGGCUUAUCGGAGCCCCACACCAUCUUCCCUGGACUGCCGUCGUUCCAGGCCCUGCAUAUCGUUAUUCUUGGGCUAGACUGCGCCGGCAAGACGACGGUAUUAUACAGGCUGCGGUUCAACGAGUUUGUGAACACAGUCCCGACCAAAGGCUUUAACACGGAAAAGAUCAAAUUGGCGCUGGGUACAAAAAGUCGGACAGCGGCAUUCCACUUUUGGGAUGUAGGUGGUCAGGAGAAACUGCGUCCACUGUGGCGCUCGUACACGCGCUGUGCUGAUGGCCUCGUGUUUGUGGUGGACUCUGUGGACACUGAGCGCAUGGAGGAGGCCAAAACAGAGCUGCACAAAAUCACAAGGCUACAGGAGAACCAGGGCGUUCCUGUACUUGUGCUGGCCAACAAGCAGGACCUGCGGAACGCUCUACCACUGGGUGAGCUGGAGCGGCUGUUGGCGCUCAAUGAACUCGGUUACACGCCCUGGCAUCUCCAGCCGGCUUGUGCCAUCAUCGGAGAAGGCCUACAGGAGGGUCUGGAGCGUCUGCAUGGCAUGAUUAGUAAGCGCAAGAAGAUGAUGAGACAGCAAAAGAAGAAGAGAUGAGUGAUAGGGUUUAGUCAAGUUCACUCAUCUUGCGAUUAUAUGCCUCCCGUCACUGUGCACUGGUGGAUUCAUUGAUUUUACCGGUUGAGUUUUAUCAGCCUGAUUGGUGGAGCUGGAUACAGUUUGAGGACUGCUUAACAACUGUACACUAUUGAUUUAUCUCCCCGGUCAUGGAAGGGUGCUCGGAGUUGACUGAAUGACAUCACAGGACCUUUAAUACUACUUCAUUGGACAUGUUGUUCAUGGGUUUGUUACGAAGGUAAACACUGAAGAAAAAAAGUGGUAAAUACUCUGUGAUACACAGAUGAACUAAUGAAGCGAAAAAGAUUACCAAAGCCCCUGCGGAGUGUUCAGAAAUAACUAGCGCACACAUAGUGGUGAUCUUUCACUCCUGUCCAUGUGAUAAACACAAGCCUUUUUAUUGGACCAUUGUUGCACAACAAAGGUGGGGUUGUAUGGAGAACCAGGAUAAGCUUUAUGCGUCACUACUUUGGGAAACACAAAUGUUUGAGUACACCGUCAGAACCGAGUGCUUCACCAGCCAAAACACGUGCAGUCCUGUAAUAUCAGGUGUCUUAUUAAAAGGUUCAGCAUUGAUAGCAGUGCUUUUCCCAGGGUUCCUUUCUGUCUUUACAAUCAAAGUGGAAUGAUGGUGUUAUUAGUAGUACUAUACGCCACGUGUGCUUCCCUCUACAUUUAAAUGCACUUUAGCAAACCCCUUUUUGUCUUUUGUAGACUAUGAACAUCAGAUUUUGUAUAAAACCUAUGACAUUGCUUCAAAUGGAGCGUUUUAUAAGUCCUACGUUGUUUCAUGUUCAGGUGUGUCAUUUUUUCCCUCAGUAUUUGUGUGAUGGAGGGCUUUCUGUGUCAAAAGUUAUACGCCUUGAAUAAAACAACAGAUUCAAUCAA